Molecule: messenger RNA, 537 nt
Organism: Zingiber officinale
Lineage: Eukaryota; Viridiplantae; Streptophyta; Magnoliopsida; Zingiberales; Zingiberaceae
Exons: 2
Coding region: 1-537 (178 amino acids)
Source: RefSeq, a predicted model, not a curated record
AUGGAACUGUCGCCCUAUCCACUACCGGGAUCCGGUCCUUCGACUGCCACGCCUGCCCGCAGUCGUCGAGGGCGUUCAGUACUCCUUCCUGAGUUCCUGUAUUGUCUUUCCUACUUCGGAUCACUCCCGGAGAAGCCCCACAUGAGUAUGACCCGCAUAUUCAAGAGGAAGCCCUUUCGCCGUCCCGACAUAUCGGCGCCACUGCAAGAGUUCCUCGAAGGUCAGGAGAGGGAUGCAGGUUUAGUUGUGGACGUGGGGGCCAAUGUGGCGAUGACGACUUUCACGGCGUCCGCGAUGGGGUUCAGGGUGGUCGUAAUCGAACCGGUAUUUAAGAACCAGCAGAAGAUCUGCAACGGCGUGUUCUUGAAUCGGGCGGGGGAUCGCGAGACUGUGUAUGCUGUGGCCACGUCUAAUCGAAUCGGUAACAUUACUUUCGACAAGAAGCAACAGCAAUCAGAGUACGAACAGUUGUCAUUUUUGCAACAGGAGCAAAUGUUUCUUCAUAAUCCAUGUCAUACUGCUGAGAAUAUCCUUUAG